Messenger RNA from Papaver somniferum (opium poppy), 2046 nucleotides. Its product is annotated as serine carboxypeptidase-like 20. Gene Ontology annotation, biological process: secondary metabolic process; proteolysis. Gene Ontology annotation, molecular function: acyltransferase activity, transferring groups other than amino-acyl groups; serine-type carboxypeptidase activity. The record is from RefSeq and is a predicted model, not a curated record. The coding region runs from base 312 to 1775 and encodes 487 amino acids. Lineage: Eukaryota; Viridiplantae; Streptophyta; Magnoliopsida; Ranunculales; Papaveraceae. The transcript is spliced from 14 exons.
GCGAUACUUAUUUUUUGGUUAUUGAUUGCAUCAGGGGGUGGGAUAUCCCGAUAUUAUUGGUUGUUGGGACUCUUAAUUAUAGCUAAAUUCUUUCACUUUCAGAUUCCACCGAUUCUCAAUCUGUUUCUUCUUAGUUUGUUACUGAAAAGCUAUUCGGUUUUUACUUGCACCCAAAAAUCUGGGUUUCUUUUCUUUGCAGCAAAGCAUACUUCAUCACUCUCCACUACUUUCUAUAAGUACAACAACAAAAGGACCUUAGAUUGUAAAGAGAAGUGCCUUCUUAACUUUCUGGGUUCUGGGUUGUGUUAUCAAUGGAGAAAGUUUUGAUCUUUUUAGUGUUUCUGAGUUUGUUGUCAAUAAUUGAAGGAGCUCCUAAAGAUGCUUUAAUUACAGAACUUCCUGGUUUUAAUGGGAGUUUCCCAUCUAAACACUACUCUGGAUAUGUGACUAUUGAUGAGAAAACUGGGAAGAAUUUGUUCUAUUACUUUGUGGUUUCAGAAAGAAAACCAUCUGAAGAUCCUGUUGUUCUUUGGCUUAAUGGUGGACCUGGUUGUUCUAGUUUUGAUGGAUUCAUUUACGAGCACGGUCCGUUCAAUUAUCAAGCUGCAAAGACUCAUGGAGGUCUCCCACAGCUACACCUUAAUCCAUAUAGCUGGUCUAAGGUUUCCAACAUUCUCUAUUUGGAUUCUCCAUCUGGUGUUGGAAUGUCUUACUCCGAUACCGAGAGCGACUAUAAAACUGGUGACAGGAGGACCGCUAUUGAUUCACACGCAUUUCUGCUCAAGUGGUUCGAGCUAUAUCCGGAAUUCCUCUUGAACCCAUUUUACAUCAGCGGGGAGUCCUACGCUGGGGUGUAUGUGCCUACUCUUGCUUCAGAAGUUGUUAAAGGACUUGACGCCGGUUCAAAGCCUGUUCUCAACUUUAAGGGUUACAUGGUGGGAAAUGGUGUUACUGACGACGCAUUUGAUGGAAAUGCUCUUGUGCCUUUUGCCCAUGGAAUGGCUCUUAUCUCGGAUAAUCUGUUUGAGGCUGUUACUACUGCCUGUAAUGGAAAUUACUGGAAUUCAACAAACAGCAUAUGUUCAAAAUUGCUUGAGAAAGUCGAUCAAGAAGUUGAUGGUCUAAAUGUCUAUGACAUUCUUGAGCCCUGCUAUCACAGUACAGAAGCAAGAGCAAAUGAUCACCUAAGGUUACCAUCUAGUUUCAAGAAAUUAGGUGAAACUGAAAGACCUCUUGCUGUGAGAAAAAGGAUGUUCGGUCGUGCUUGGCCUUUUAGAGCUCCAGUUAGAGAAGGACUUGUUCCAACUUGGCCACAAAUCCUCAACGGUGUCGGUGGAAAUGUUCCGUGCACUGAUGAUGAAGUUGCAACUUCAUGGUUGAAUAACAAAGCAGUAAAGAAAGCAAUUCAUGCCAAGGAAAACCUUGAUUGGGAGUUAUGCACGGGCAAUAUCGAGUAUUAUCACGACUUAGGAAGCAUGAUCCCGUAUCACAGGAACCUUACUGCCCGUGGAUAUCGUGCAAUUAUAUUCAGCGGUGAUCAUGAUAUGUGUGUCCCAUUCACCGGGAGUGAAGCAUGGACAAGAUCUCUUGGAUAUAAAAUCGUCGAUGAAUGGAGGCCUUGGUUUUUCAACGAUCAAGUUGCUGGGUACACUCAAGGCUAUGACAACAAUCUAACAUUUCUCACCGUGAGGGGAUCCGGACAUACUGUCCCUGAAUACAAACCCAAGGAGGCUUUGGCAUUUUUUACACGAUGGUUGGCCGGAGAGAAAAUUUGAGAAAGAAAAACAACCCAAGAGCAAACAAAUAGAAAGACAAUUACACGGAGCAUAAUGCUUGGCUCGGUUGGUUCCACCAUUGUUCAUCUCUUAUCAGGUGGAUUACCAAUAAAACAUGGGCUAACACUAGAAAUUUAUGGGACAGCUUUUCUCUUACAGUCCUCAAUUGUUUGUUGCUAAUGCAAAGCUAGGAAAAUGUACCCGAAUCUCAUUUAUAUAUGCAGACGCAACAUUUCCACAUGUUUCAGCAUUUUAUAUUAACAGUUCUACA